ACCCCGAGGGUCUCAACCGCUGAAUCCCCAACCUCCCUUCUCCACUCUCUCCCUCUCCAUCUCCCUCCAGAUCUCGCUCGCCAUGGACCUCCUCGACGCGGGCCACCGCCACUCGUCGGAACUUCCCGCCGCCGGCGCCGACAUGGAAGGCGCUUCAGUGCUUCCGCUCUCCGGAGCUGCCUACCAGCCCUACGUCUCCGAGCUCCUUUCCUUCUCCAUCGAGCGCCUCCACAAGGAGCCGGAGCUGCUGCGGGUGGACGGAGAGCGGGUGCGGCGGCAGAUGCAGGAAGUGGCGGUGGAGAACUACGCCGCCUUUAUAGCCGCCUCCGAGGCGCUCUCCUUCGUGCGGGCACAGCUCGAGGGGUUCGACAAGCACCUCGAGGCACUGGUAGAGGAGAUACCCAAUCUAACAUCUGGUUGCACCGAGUUUGUUGAGUCAGCACAUCAAAUUUUGGAAGAGAGGAAGCUCAAUCAGACAUUACUAGCCAACCACAGUACCUUGCUUGACCUGCUUGAAAUCCCACAACUUAUGGACACAUGCAUACGGAAUGGAAACUAUGAUGAGGCACUCGAUCUAGAAGCUUUUGUGAGUAAAAUUUCGAAGUUGCACCCUGAUUUACCUGUCAUCCAAGGAUUAGCUGCUGAAGUCAAGAAGACGAUACAAUCACUAAUUUCUCAGCUUCUCCAAAAGCUUCGAUCAAAUAUUCAGUUACCCGAAUGCCUCCGUAUUGUCGCACAUUUGCGCCGGAUUGGAGUGUUCAGUGAAUCAGAAUUACGCCUACAGUUCUUGAGAUGCAGGGAAGCUUGGCUUUCUGGGAUUCUUGAUGAUCUGGACCAAAGGAAUGUAUAUGAUUAUCUGAAAGGCAUGGUGUCUUGCCACAGGACACAUCUAUUUGAUGUUGUCAAUCAAUACCGAGCGAUAUUCAAUAAUGAUAAAUCCGGAAGUGAAGAGAACAGUGAUGGUGGGCUGCUUUUCAGCUGGGCAAUGCACCAAGUUAGUAAUCACCUCACCACUCUUCAAGUUAUGUUGCCAAAUAUAACGGAAGGUGGGUCUCUGUCAAACAUGCUUGAAAACUGCAUGUAUUGUGCGAUGGGUCUUGGCUUGGUUGGACUGGAUUUCCGUUGCCUGCUUCCACCAAUUUUUGAAAAUGCGGUAUUAAAUUUAUUCUCGAAGAAUAUGAGUACAGCGGUUGAGAAUUUUCAGGUUGUCUUGGAUUCACAUCGUUGGGUGCCGAUGCCAUCUAUUGGCUUUGUCACAAAUGGAGCUGUGGAUGAUACUUCUGAUGAUGUGACACCACCUUCUGUUUUGAUGGAGCAUCCACCUCUUGCAGUGUUUGUUAAUGGUGUUUCUGCAGCAAUGAAUGAGCUAAAACCAUGUGCACCAUUGAGCUUGAAGCAUGUCCUUGCUCAGGAGGUGGUGAAAGGAUUACAAGCAGUUUCUGACUCCCUCGUCAGAUACAAUGCCAUGCGGAUGCUGCGUGGAAAUGAGUCUUCCCUUUUCCUCUCACUUUGCCAGGCAUUUAUUGAGGUCGCAUAUCCUUAUUGUGCUGCAUGUUUUGGACGAUGCUACCCCAACGGAGGAGCGCUGAUCACAGAGUGCCCCAGCUUAUUGGAUGCUGUCAGCCAACUACCUAUAAGAUCAGGUUCUGGGAUCAGCGGCACUGAUCGAAAGCCGUCAGGAGACAUCGAAAGAAGGCAGUCCGGAGGCAUUGAAAGAAAGCAGUCGGAAGGCAUUGAGAGAAGGCAGUCAGGAGGCAUUGAAAGAAGGCAGUUGAUCGAGAGUGCCGGGACUGCGGCCUCUGAGAACGGACUUGUAACCAAUGGCCCCGAGCCAGAGGUGACCAGCGACGCAGGAACCGCAGCUGCCGGGACUGGUGCCCACAUGCAGACCUAUGCACCCGCAAACGCAUAGCUUGAACCGCGUUGAUGGAAUCUGUCGAAGUUCUUGUUAAGUUGAGCCAUUGCUGCAAGACUAUGUUCAUCGACAGUUUGGUUCAUUAUUUUUGGUCGUGGUCUUACAGUGUACACAAGAGAGCGUUGGAUGUUAAUCUGUACAAUACACAAUUGGAAAUUUAGCUGUUCAUCUCUAGCCCAUACGUAGAUGUUGUAGACCGGAGAUUGUUUCGGACUGACAAUAAGUUGAUAAUAUGAAGCAAGUGCUCUAUGUUGUUGAAUGCA
Aegilops tauschii subsp. strangulata is the source of this 2178-nucleotide messenger RNA. RefSeq names its product conserved oligomeric Golgi complex subunit 8. Lineage: Eukaryota; Viridiplantae; Streptophyta; Magnoliopsida; Poales; Poaceae. Gene Ontology annotation, biological process: intra-Golgi vesicle-mediated transport. The record is from RefSeq and is a predicted model, not a curated record. Gene Ontology annotation, cellular component: COG complex.